ACUGUCCAUGAUUGCUGUCAAAAAACUAUCUUGAUUUCCGGUCUUUUCACACCUCCGUGGCAUGGCGGAUGGUCUUUAUCACCGCUAUUAGUGUAUAUUUCGGAGGUAUAGCUUCGCUAAAGUAGCGAAAUGAGUCUAUCGGUAGCCCGACCUUUAGUGUCGGUGUAUUCAGAGAAGAGUGAGACGGUGCAGGGUGCAGCCAAGCCCCUCCCGUUCGUGUUCAAGGCGCCCAUCCGUCCGGACCUGGUCAAUGAUGUUCACGUUUCUAUGUCCAAGAACUCGAGGCAGCCCUACUGCGUGAGCAAGGAGGCUGGUCACCAAACCAGUGCCGAAUCAUGGGGUACCGGACGGGCUGUCGCCCGAAUUCCUCGUGUCCGUGGUGGUGGUACCCAUAGGUCCGGUCAGGGUGCCUUCGGUAACAUGUGUCGUGGUGGACGUAUGUUCGCCCCCACGAAGCCCUGGCGGCGCUGGCACCGUCGCGUCAACCUCCGACAGCGGAGAGCGGCCUUGGCAGCAGCCGUUGCUGCUACCGGCGUCCCAGCGCUCGUUCAGGCUAGAGGACACAUUAUUGAAAAGAUUCCCGAGCUUCCCUUGGUUGUAGCCGACAAAGUCCAGGAGAUCAACAAGACCAAACAGGCUGUCAUCUUCCUGAGGCGCCUCAAGGCAUGGUCUGAUAUCCUUAAGGUGUACAAGUCUCAGCGUCUUCGUGCUGGUAAGGGUAAAAUGCGCAACCGUCGUCGUAUCCAGCGUAAGGGGCCCCUCAUAAUCUUCAACAAGGAUCAGGGUCUGACACGCGCCUUCCGCAACAUCCCCGGUGUGGAGCUCCUGAAUGUUAACAAGCUGAACCUACUGAAGCUGGCUCCGGGAGGUCAUCUUGGACGUUUCGUCAUCUGGACUCAGUCCGCAUUCGGCAGGCUUGACCCCUUAUUCGGGUCAUGGAAGACACCAUCAAAACAAAAGAAGAACUUCAACCUGCCCCAACCGAAGAUGGCCAACACUGACCUCACACGUCUUCUCAAGUCUGAUGAGAUCAGGAAGGUCCUCCGUGCUCCCAACAAACGCGUGAUCCGUGCUACACGCAAAUUGAACCCGCUCACCAAUAACAAGGCCAUGCUGAAACUCAAUCCUUACGCGGCCGUGCUGAAGAGGAAAGCUAUCUUAGAGCUGCGCAGAAGGAAGAACUUGAAGGCCCUGGCUGAUGCAGAGAAGAGUGGAUUGAAGCUGUCUAAGCGAAACCCCGCUAUGAAGGCUGAGAAACUACGCGAGAGGAGACGCAAGAACAUCAAGGAGGCUCUCGCCAAGAAACCCAAGAAGCCGGUUGCUAAGAAGACCCCGCCUCCUCCCAAGAAGAAGGCAGAUAAGAAGCCGAAAGCUGAAAAGGCCGUGAAACCCAAGGCCGAUAAGCCUAAAGCUGAUGAUAAGCCUAAGGCGUAAAUAAAUAAAUAGAUUUUUUAAGGGGA
This is a messenger RNA of Bombyx mandarina (wild silkworm), 1460 nucleotides long. It is a transcript of the gene RpL4, whose product is annotated as ribosomal protein L4. Lineage: Eukaryota; Metazoa; Arthropoda; Insecta; Lepidoptera; Bombycidae. The record is from RefSeq and is a predicted model, not a curated record. Gene Ontology annotation, cellular component: ribosome. Gene Ontology annotation, molecular function: structural constituent of ribosome. Gene Ontology annotation, biological process: translation.